CCAGGAUGUUGCUGUAACACUCUCCAUGUCCUCCCCACCACCAAGCAACAUCCUCGAGGAUCCCAUCGGGGAGCUCGAGGCUGCCAUCCGCGCCCACGCUUUCGGCAUUGACCCCCUCUCCCACGUGCUCGUUGGCCAGUCCUACCCACGCACGAAUGCCGAGCGUAUAGCUGUGGCCUCAGAAGCCCGCUCCAACAAGCAGACGCCAGAAAGCGUGCGCGCGCGAGCCAAGGUCGUGCUCCUUGAGAACGAGGGGGAGGCUGAAAUUGUGCUUGACCAGCGGGGAUACACUAUCGAGAGCACAACUGCCACCACCGAUCUCACAGCACGCACUUUCGAGUCUUUCGACGCGCUCCUCAUCGCCCUCUCUCCGGCGUAUGUACGCGCCAUGAAUGCCGCCGUUGCCGCGCGGUUCGCCGAGGGCGUUCCAGAACGGCGAUAUCACAGCCAUGAGGAUGAGGACGAGGAGGAGCCAAAGUGGAUAGACUAGACUGUUGUGCGCGUGCAUCGGAUAGCGCGCCAACAUUAGCAUGCAUGGCGCGCGCUGCAGGCUCAAGCGCGCAGUAUGAGGCCCAUGCGCGAAGCUGCUUCGAUCGGAGGG
Molecule: messenger RNA, 601 nt
Organism: Cutaneotrichosporon oleaginosum
Lineage: Eukaryota; Fungi; Basidiomycota; Tremellomycetes; Trichosporonales; Trichosporonaceae
Source: RefSeq, a predicted model, not a curated record